This is a messenger RNA of Pseudo-nitzschia multistriata, 559 nucleotides long. The record is from the annotation of a GenBank genome assembly. Lineage: Eukaryota; Bacillariophyta; Bacillariophyceae; Bacillariales; Bacillariaceae.
UCCGAUACACAAGCAUCCCCGGGCACACACUACAGAAAAUCGAUCUAUGGCAAUUCCCGUUGCGGACAWAAUCGAUACCGAUUACUCACAGAAACCMAACCGCCUCUAUCUAUUCCUCCGGAAACAAUCCAUCAUGGCCAAGUUUUUCACCGCACUUCUCGCUCUCGCCCUGGCCGGAUCGGCCGCUUCCUUUUCCAUGUCCAUGUCCUCUUCGACGGACCGCCGGGCCUUUGUCAAGACGGCGGGAACCGCCGGAGCCGCCGUGGCCGCCGGAACGAUCCUGAACACCCCCGCCGCUUCCGCCGACGCCGACGUUGCGGUCGAGGUGGACAAGGACGGAUUUAUCACCUCCGASUCCGGCCUCAAGUACAAGGUGACCAAGGAGGGAACCGGAGCCAUUCCCGCCGCGGGCCAAACCGUCAAGGUGAGCAAACCGCGGAGUGAUUUGCGAGGAUCAAAACGUCAAAUCGUUAGCAGAACUGCCGGCGUUUGGUCUCGACACCAUAYUUUGUCGUGUUGGACAAAGUGAUCACACCAUGAUCGAUUUUAUUUUCAUGAU